UUCAAACUUCAUAAUAUUUUGGUUUAUAUUUUUUCAAGUUGUUUGUAAACUUAAGCUCGCCAUGAUUUAUGAAACUAAUUGGUUUGUUCAGCUUUUUCAAUUGUUGGAUAGUAACUGUUGCUAGAGAUAAAUUAGCCAACACAGUCCAAAAAAAACUCGGGAUUCUUUUUAAAAAUAUAUAUAUUUUCGUUUUGUAAUCUACCACAGAAAGUUAUUCCUCGAACAAACUAAUCAUCCUAAUUUAACUGUCUCAAGAGUAUUUUAUUUAUUUAAUUUUCUAUAAUAAAUUUCGAAAGGUAGUUUUCGGAAAGUAUUUUUUGAGACUCAUUUCUGUUGCAAUUAUUGUUGAGCUUACAAUGAUGGUGGUUGAAACGUAUUCAACCGAACACCGGGAAUUUUCCAUGCCAAGUGGAAUUGGAAGAGACUUCAACGCUGACAACGUCCCUGUUUCCCCUUUUCAUUCACUUGAGCAAAAACUAACCCUUCUCGCGUCCACAAUCAUAGUCGGACCCGACUCCAUUCGUUCGGGUGUCAGAGGACAGUACAUAGCCGAGCACGGAAACGAAGACGAGGAUUCGAAGGAGCUGCGCGACUAUGGCAUGAUAGCAAUCGAGUUGCCCAUACGUACUAAACUUCCACACUUCGUCAAAUCACAUAUUGAUGUUAUUGCGAAUGAGUUCAAAUCCAACUACACGACCAGACCUUGCACGGUUCUGGGCAUGGAGCGACAGCAGCCUAUUGCCUCCCGGGUUCCGAAGCCCAGUCGGGAGUUCCUCAAGGUCAUCAAUGAGUUCCGAUUCCAGAAGAGUGUGAUCGAGGAGGAGGAGGCGGAGAGGAGACGGAGUCUGGGACUGAGGUUCAACAGGAGUCCAAAGACAUUAUGGAACGUCGUGCGAGUUUUUCUCGAAGCUGCUCGAAAUUUCAAAUCUGAAGGUGCCAAACGCAGAAACAGAAUCAACAACUCCAUAAACCGACAGAGAAAAAGAUCAAAGUCCACACCCAAAAGAGUUCGGGAAAACUUCAGCCAGAAAUUCAUCGACACCAAUGGUCGGGUCAAAAGCAGUCGAUCAGUCCGAUCCCAAAUCAAAGUCACUCAACAGGAAAAAGAUCAGUCGAAAAAGCUCAAAGAGUUUUCCAACAAGGGCAAAAAUUUGACCGAAGCUCAGAUUAAAGAAGCCAAUAAAAUUCUGUACCAGAAAUAUUUGGAGCCAUCUGAUGAGUUGAAUGGAUAUUCGAACGGACAUGCUGUGAGUGAGGACGAGGAUUACGAUUACGAAUAUGGAAGUUGAUGAAAAAGUCAAAAACUGCUGAGUAGCUUUUUUAAUAACUGCUAAGCUGCUGAUGUUGCUUAAAAAAUAAAAUGAUGAUGAAAAUAAUUUAAAGCACUUAAAAAUCAAAAAUAAUUUGUUGAACUUAAUUUAU
Molecule: messenger RNA, 1422 nt
Organism: Symsagittifera roscoffensis
Lineage: Eukaryota; Metazoa; Xenacoelomorpha; Acoela; Convolutidae
Exons: 3
Coding region: 357-1289 (310 amino acids)
Source: RefSeq, a predicted model, not a curated record